Messenger RNA from Trachemys scripta elegans, 2122 nucleotides. It is a transcript of the gene NME8, whose product is annotated as NME/NM23 family member 8. Lineage: Eukaryota; Metazoa; Chordata; Testudines; Emydidae. The coding region runs from base 266 to 2017 and encodes 583 amino acids. The record is from RefSeq and is a predicted model, not a curated record. The transcript is spliced from 17 exons.
UGAGCGAGGGCGGGUGGAGAAGUGGGCGGAGCAGUGACGAGGGAGCGGGACCAACGGUUUUGGAACGUUCUCGCUCUCUCUGGUUGGGCCUGUCGGGCGCAGGCUGGGGGGGCCGUUAUCCGCCGCUAGCCGCGUGCUGCUGCUGCCGUCGCCGUAACAGUCUUCUGCAGGCUGGGGCGUGCGCGUAGCGUGUGCCAGAGCGCUCAGGUGGCUAACAAGCAGGAAAAGACCAAAUCUGCUGAAUACCAGUUACUAAUAUUGGAAAAUGGCAGGAAAGAAGAAAGAAGUUCAACUACAGGUAGUAAUAACCAAUCAAAGUCAAUGGGAUGAAAUGUUGCUGACUAAAGGUGUAACAGUAAUAGAUGUUUAUCAGGCUUGGUGUGGGCCUUGCAAAGCGGUGGUAAAUUUAUUCAGAAAACUAAAAAAUGAGCAUGGUGAAGAUGACCUUUUGCAUUUUGCUGUGGCAGAGGCUGACAGCAUUGUGACCCUGCAGACAUUUAGAGACAAAUGUGAACCUGUUUUUCUCUUUUGUGUUGAUGGCAAAAUUAUAGCAAUGGUGCGAGGCACAAAUGCACCACUUCUCAGUAAGACAGUAAUAAAGCUAUUAGAAGAAGAGAGGAAAAUUUUAGCAGGGGAAAUAGAACGCCCUGAGGUACAAGAGCUUGUGUUUUUAGAAGAGAAAACAGCAGAAGUAUAUAGUGAAGAAAGCCAACUUGAAGAAGGAGUCAUAUACACUGUUGCAAUUAUAAAACCUGAUGCCAUUGCAGAUGGAAGAGUAGAAGAAAUUAAACAAAAGAUUACAGAAGCUGGCUUUGGCAUUGCGGCAGAAGAGGAGAAGACAUUAACUGAAGAGCAAGUUAGAGAUUUCUACAGUCGUAAUAUAGAACAGCCUGAUUUUGAAGAUUUUGUUACAUUCAUGACUGGUGGACCAUCCCAUAUUCUGAUAGUUUCUAAACCAAAGGAAGUAACUGAUACUGUUCCUCAAUGGAAAGAACUAGGUAGAUCAGAUGAGUGUAUACCUGCAAAGCCUCAGCCUGAAAAGCCAAACAGCUUGCAAGAAGUUUUGGAAUCCGAGAAUAUGUUAAAUUUAUGUGAUGUGGAAGACAGUGUAGAAGAUGCUAGCAGGCAACUUGCCUUCUUUUUCCCAGAUUUUGGUAAAAAGAAGACCAGCCAAAAUGCUGAAAAAACAUUGGCCUUAAUUAGACCUUCUCUAUUAAAGGAAAGACGAAAUUCUAUUCUGAAAAGGAUUAAGGAUGAUGGCUUUACAAUAGCAAUGCAGAGAGAAAUAGUUCUGACAGAAGAACAAGCACGUCAGUUUUACAAGGAACAUGAAAAUGAAGAUUUUUUCCCAACCCUUCUAGAACACAUGACAAGUGGUCCAACCCUUGCACUUGCUUUAAUACGAGAAAAUGCUGUACAACACUGGAGAGAUUUACUAGGCCCAAAGACUCUUGAAGAGGCUAAGGAGAAAAGUCCAGCCAGUUUACGUUCAGAGUAUGCAGUAGACAGUGUAUCUCUCAAUCAGCUGCAUGGCAGUGCUUCACCUGGUGAAGCUGAGAAGGAACUAGAAUUCUUCUUUCCUGUGGAACACACUUUGGCAGUUAUCAAACCCACUGCUCUUAAGGAACAUAAAGAUGACAUUAUGCAGAAGGUUACAAAUGCUGGCUUUAUUGUAUCACAGAUGAAAGAAACAAAUUUCACCCAUGAAAUGGCAACACAGUUUUAUAAGGCUCAUGAAGGAAAACCCUUUUUUGACCAGUUAGUGAAUUAUAUGUCUGAGGGUCCAUCAGUGAUAAUGAUCCUAACUAAAGAAAAUGCUGUGGAGGACUGGAGGCAAUUAAUGGGUCCAACAGAUCCAGACGUGGCAAAAAAAUCUUCUCCUGAUUCUCUUAGAGCUCAAUUUGCACAAGAUAUUUUGCAUAAUGCAGUUCAUGGCUCAUCUAAUAAGGAACAUGCACUGAAGAGCAUUGAAUAUGUAUUUGGAGAGAUUGAUCUGAACAGUCUAAGCCACAACUGAGAUCUAUCAAUAACAGUUAAAAUGUAAGUCAUUAGAUGGUUAUUCAUCUAUCUGUCCACCUGUGUUUUAUGCUAUAUAUAAAAAGCAGUAAUAAAAUAAACUUUU